GAGGAUGUUGGUGGUUCCGACGAGCCGUUCGACGUGGCCACGGCGUGCACGUUGCGCAUCAUCCAGAUCACCGACGUGUACGUUCUCGAGAACUUUCCGCAUUUGCGGACCCUGAUCAAGGAGAAGCGCGCGGAGCUGGAGGCGAGCUCUCCGUCCAGCAGGACCAUCAGCAUGCUCACCGGGGACUUCCUGGCGCCCUAUCUGCUCUCGUCCUUCGACAAGGGCCGGGGCAUGAUGCAGAUGUUGAAUGGGACGCCCAUCGACUAUCUCACCUGGGGCAACCACGAGGACGAUGUUGGGCACGCGGCAGUCAUGAAGCGGGAAAGGGAGUACAGGGGCGUUUGGAUCAACACUAACAUGCAGUCACAUGAGUCCUUUGCCGAUUCCAAGUGCCAGGUGGAGGAAGCGGUGAUCGAAGUCCGGUCGCCUGACGGGUCCAACACGCGCAGGAUAGGCAUGAUUGGCAUCCUCAGCAACUCGCCGAGCCUCUACAAGCCCACCUCGUUCGGUGGCGCUGAGAUCCGCGACCCCUGGGAGACCAUGAAGGUCUACAAGGAGAAGCUUGAGCGGGGCGGCUGCGACGUUGUCAUCCCUCUCUGCCACCUCUACGAGCCCCAAGACGAGCGCACGUGCAAGGAGUUCGACUUCCCGCUGAUCCUCAGCGGCCACGACCACCACGUCGUGGACAGGACGAUCGAGGGCACGCGCCUGCUGAAGCCUGGCCUGGAUGGCCACAAGGCCUGGAUGGUCGAUGUGACCUUCUCGUCCUCCGCCAGCAGAUCCCCGAUCGUGUCUGCCCAGCUCCUCAACGUGAAGGACUGGCCCGCCGACGCAGAGCUGGCCAAGGAGGCCGACGAGGCCUACUCGGUGCUCGACCCCCUGAGGAAGACAGAGCUGGCGAGGAUCCCGUCCAAGUUCAGGCCACUCACCUCUUUCAACGCGAGGGGAUGCAGGGUCUCGAUGGGCACCUACCUGCUCUCGUGCAUCCGCGACGCCCUGAACAUGUUCGACCCCAUCGGGAGCGAGGCUUCGUGCGACUGCGCCCUUCUGAAGGGCGGGAACGUGCGCGGCGGCAAGGACUACGCCGAUGACGAGGCCCUCACCCUUGAGGUCCUCCAGUCGGAGCUGGAGGAGACCAAGGAGAUAUUGAUCAUCCCGGUGCCGGGCUUCCUCCUACGCAUCGGCCUGUGUGAGACAUGGGCGGCGCCGAACCCUGGCUGGAUGCAGAUGGACGACGGCAUCGAGCUGGACCAGAACGGUUUCGUGGAGAGGGUGAACGGGAAGCCGUUGGACAUCUCCAAGGUGUACAAGGUGGCUAGCAUCGUCGACUUCUGGCGCAAGCGCGACUCGCCAAGCAUCGGCGCCUACUUCGAGGUCAACCCAGGCCAUCUGCCGGAGCACGACUCGGGCUAUCCAGUCCACGCGCUGCUCAUCCGCCUGUUCGCUAUGGACCUCUGGGCACGCAUCUGGAAGGCGCUGGGCAUCAACAUCGAAUCGGGCGAAAUAUCCGCCGAGGCGUUUGGGCGGAUGGACUUCGACAAGGACGGGAAGCUGUCCCACGAGGACAUCCGGAAGUCCAUCGAGAGCCUGGCCGACUUCCGCACCUACGCUGGCCAGGAUGUGGUCGUGAAGCACAUGUUCGACGAGAUCGCCUCCUUCGCGAGACAGACCUCGGACACCGAGCACCUGCACCAGGAAACACUGCAGACCGCCGCCAAGCACCUAUCGAGCACCAGCCUCAGCCAGCGGAGCCUGGACGACGACAGCGAAGAAGACGAGGCCGUCCCCGCGUGAUUUUCCACCUAGGAGCGCGGGGGCGGGCCGGUUUUCCUGGCCCGAGGGCGCUCGCGGCUGGGGCGGGCCCGGUUUUCCCGGCCGAU
This is a messenger RNA of Prorocentrum cordatum, 1880 nucleotides long. Lineage: Eukaryota; Dinophyceae; Prorocentrales; Prorocentraceae. The record is from the annotation of a GenBank genome assembly.